Messenger RNA from Canariomyces notabilis, 810 nucleotides. RefSeq lists its product as uncharacterized. Lineage: Eukaryota; Fungi; Ascomycota; Sordariomycetes; Sordariales; Chaetomiaceae. Gene Ontology annotation, cellular component: mitochondrion. The transcript is spliced from 2 exons. The record is from RefSeq and is a predicted model, not a curated record. The coding region runs from base 1 to 810 and encodes 269 amino acids.
AUGCUGUCGCGUCAAAUCGUGCGGGCGUCGCCCUUCAGAAUGGCGACAGUGCCCCCACGACGACUCCCUCUCAUCCAACAACGAACCUUCCUCCCCGAGUCCAUGGUCGGCAGAAGCAAGACCGACGAGAAGUACCCCGACUCAGACUACCCAAACCUCACGCCCGAGCAGGACCCGGACAUGAACGGCGGCUACAUCAAUCCCCCUCGCAUCAAGCGCCAAUUCCGCGAUCCUCAUGCCGACUGGUGGGAUAAGCAAGAGCGGAGGAACUUUGGCGAGCCGGUUCACGAAGACCAUGAUAUCCUGGGCAUGUUCUCUACAUACGAAUACACCUGGAUCACACCUGGGAAGGGUUUGGCUCAAAUCGGCGCAUUCAUCGUCGCCUUUCUCAGCGUCGUCUACGUUGUGAAACUGACGUACCCGGACCGGGUCAGCUACCCCCGCGAAUUUGAGGGCGGUCUGGAAAGGGAGCUGGGUGGGCCCGGCGCAGUCAGGGUAAGUCCGACACUUAGUAUUCCGCCUAGGAGCAAGCUGCUGAAUCAACUAUAUAGGCCAGGAUGGAGGGCGAUCCGGACCCGUAGAGCCGAGUGUGGGAACUGUGUAUAUACAAGUAACAGCCUAAGUGUGGUCAAUCGAGUCCCUUUGUCCGGAUCUGUCGAGCGGCGGUUCAGUGAAACCAAGGUACUUCUCACGAGGCUGCCGGCCUCUGUUGCUUCUAUCGUAUGUGUAAGAUCUCGGGAGCCAGGGCAUGUCAACAGGAACGAGGUGGCAUUGGAAAGAGCAAACCUGGAAAGUAUUCUGGAGUUCUAG